AUGCCCCUCAAUCCGGAUAUCGUGGACGCCGCAGGUCUUGUCUCGGCCCCAGACCCCUUCGCCUUUCCUGCGCUUGAAAGUCUUGUGCUUGGGGCGGAAGUCGGUAUCCGCGUCCUUUCGAAACUUCUCCCGUAUGUUCGGAGCAUGAAACAUCUCUGCGUGGGCCUCCCUCGCUCUUUAAAGGCUGUUCCCAUGACUAUGCCCGUUGAAGCGAACCCGGGUGCUACUAACACCACCUUCACCUUCACACUACAAGACCUCUCCACCCACCUACCAAACCUUCGGACCCUAAAUCUAAAAUUCCACACACGGACCGAAAUUCACCUACCAGAACUCCUCUCUUUAGCACUCUUCACCGAACUCGAAGAGCUUCGCCUAACAUCCUCACUCCCGUACUUCCGCAUCCCAAAAAUCACAGAUACACAUUUUACCUCGCUCGUCUCUCGCCUCAGACAUCUCCGCGAGUUAUCUCUCUACUGCGCACAAGAGAGCCUUACGACAGAGUCUCUAAUCGCGUUGGGCCAAUCAUGCCGGUCUCUGGUCUUCUGCACGAUUAAGUGCCUGCCACUCGACCUUUCUGCUCUCGAAGACCGGACUGGUACUACUUCUGCCUCGGACAGACCACUAUUUCCAGAAUUGACGGAUUUGUCCGUUCAUCAUCUCCUCCUACCGAAUUCAUCGGGGAACUAUCCAUACUCGUCUCGUCACCGGAUCGAGACGUAUCUCGACAUACCAAAAGAGGAAGAUGGAGAAGAAGAUAUGUUACCGGAUCCGAAUGAUGAGCCGGGACAGAGUUAUGAUUCAGAGAUAGAAUUGAAACCAGACCCCGUCGUCAUUGCAAUCCAAGUCUCUAUACUCACCAUGCACUUCCCGAAAAUGGCUUACCUUGAAUUCUGGCCUGCGGCAGACGUGCACUGGGAGUUCACAGAAGCGGUUAAGACUGCGUGGAUGGAAGAAAAGGGGCGGAGGGUUGAGCGGAUGAGGCUUGCAAGGAUAAGACAAAUGGAUGGCACGCGGAUAUUCCGGGUGCGACGAUGA
Messenger RNA from Aspergillus calidoustus, 1038 nucleotides. Lineage: Eukaryota; Fungi; Ascomycota; Eurotiomycetes; Eurotiales; Aspergillaceae. The record is from the annotation of a GenBank genome assembly.